Molecule: messenger RNA, 3213 nt
Organism: Symbiodinium necroappetens
Lineage: Eukaryota; Dinophyceae; Suessiales; Symbiodiniaceae
Source: the annotation of a GenBank genome assembly
AUGGUCGUGCGCUGGCUCCUGAUUUCUGCCGUCCAAUCAUAUCUCCUGUCGGCCGAACGCGUUGCUGAGCAGCGCUUUCUGCACGAAGUCGACAGCUUCCUGACUCGCCGUCACGGCGCCAGGGAGUCUGAGAAGGAAGAGCAGACCAAAACAGCGCUUGUUGCUCACGGAAUACAGGAGACUGCGGAUGGAGCCCGAACGGAUGUGAAGAUUGGCCUUCCAAAGUGUUCCGACGGCCUCCUGCACCUCGAAGGACGCUACGAGGUGAAGGAGGAGGUCCUCGUGGAGGGGCCUUCAUGCCGAGUAACCGGGAGCGCGGAGCUGCUGCUCUCCGCGCCCGUGCGCUUCCAGGGCAGCACCGUCUUCGCAGGGCAGCUGAGCGUGAGGGCCGUCGUCGACGCUAUGAGCGGCCCCUGCAUCACCGUCCAGGGCAACUUCACCUUGCAGCACAAGGCACGCCUCAGGCUGGCGGGCUGCAAGAAUCAGAAUCAGAAAGGUCGAGGAGGUUGUCUCCGCGUGGACAGCACCGCCGAACUUCUUGGUGGCCAGUUGCUCCUGCAGGGUUGCGAAGUGGGGAGUGAUGGUGAGGGAGGCGGCAUCCAUGUUGGAGGUGCCCUGCGACAUUGGGAUGCGACCAUCGACGCAGCAGGAUGUCAUGCGGGUGAAGGAGGUGCCAUUUGGGUGGAGGAAAUAGUGAUCUCCGGCGGCAACCUGAACAUCACGCAGUCUUAUGCUCGACAGGAUGGAGGUGCCAUCUGGGCGGGGGAAAUGGCGAUCUCCGGUGGCAACCUGAGCAUCGAGGACUCUAAGGCUUCCCAAGAGAAUGGAGGUGCCAUCUGGGUGGUGUACCUGGUGAUCUCCGGUGGCAACCUGACCAUCCAGGACUCUAUGGCUGUCAACAAGGAUGGAGGUGCGAUCUUUGCUGUGAACGCCAUGAUGGUCUCCGGUGGUAACCUGACAAUCACGGGCUCUUCGGCUUGUGGGAGUGGAGGCGCCAUCCAUGCUGCGAAGGUGAACAUCUCCGGUGGAACCGUGGCCAUCACGGAGUCUCGUCCUUUAUGUGGAGGCCAGGCGGCUUCUGCUGGCGCAGGAGGCUGCGUCUACACGGAGAGCUUCGCGCAGUCCGGGGGCACUGUUCGCCUCCAGGGCUGCGAAGCGAGCAGAGGAGGCGGCAUCUUCUCGCAGAAGAUCACGCUUGGGGAAUUGGCCGCGCUGAGCAUCAGCGACUCCCGGGCAGAACGAGGCGGAGGCGUCUACACGACGUGGAUCACCAACGAGGCCGUGCAGCUGCGCGUCUCCAGAUGCUCGGCUGAGAUCUACGGCGGCUGCUUCUACCUGGCCCCGGGACAGGCGGAGUUUGCUGCUCCGCUCUUUUUGCGGGAUUGUGAGGCCGAUGGCACGGGCGGCGGCAUUUACGCCCAAGCAGAGCUCGUGGCACAGGAAGUUCGCUGCAGCCGCUGCAAAGCCCCGACUUCAGGGUGCCUAGAGCUCACUUAUGGCCAGGCAAGGCUCGGCAAGGUGGCAAUUGACACCGGCUCCAGACUUCCCUCCGCCUCUUCGGUUGUGCGUGCCGGGGGCAAUGCGAGCAUCACGGUUGGCGGAGUCGACUGCCGCGACGCACCCGGCUGCACGCUGGCUGUCGAGCAUCUGAACCUCACGCGGCUCAUGUGUCAGCAAGGGGAGAGCCGCCAGCCGCUGGCAGAGGGCACGGGCCAGGAGUGCAAGGAGUGCCGUGCAGAUGAGAUCCGCCUCGUUGCGCCGGACGAGGACGCGCGGUGCACAUCAUGCCCCAAUAUGGGCAACCUCACCAUUGACUGCACGCCAACGGAGCUGAAGCUGCCGCCCGGCUACAUGGUGGACUUCGAUCACACUGUGGCCAAUGAUCUCUCCGGCUGGUACCGGUGCCCCAACGAGAUGGCCUGCCCUGGUGGGCACUUCAAUGCCAGCAGCGUCCCUGGCGAGCCGGUGGAGGAGCUGGUUCCAAUGUGCGAAGAGGGCUACCGCGGUCCCGGGUGCACGAGCUGCACUGAAGGCCAUGCACGUGCGGAUGCGGACAUCCUCCGGUGCAUCCGCUGCGCCACUUGGACCACCGCACCCAGGAAGGUGCUAUGGUAUGUCGGCUUCUUUCUCUUGAAGAACCUAGCCCUCUUCGCCUCGGCAGUGGUCAGUGUGGAGGGCAGCAAGGGCCAGAGAGCCACCAGUGCCACGUUGCUGAACCAGGCGAUGUCCUUUGCGGCCGUCGCCGGUGUCACCAUGUCGGGCGCCAUGCAGACCGCCACCUUCAAGAACGAUCUCGACAAUGCAGCGCAGGUGGGCCUGCAAAUGCUGGCUCUACCGGCAUCCGUCGCACAGGGGCAAGGCUCCCGCGAUGCCGGCAGCAUGUCCGGGCAGUGCCUGCUGCAGCUACUUCACAUGGACAGCGGCAUCCACCACGUGCACGCAUUGCUGUCCCUGUGGCCAGCUAUGCUUGUGGCAGGCCUUGCCGUGAUGAAGGGCGGCUGGCUGGCAGCCGUGGUUGGAAGCAACGUCUUCCUGCCCGCCUUCAUCGCCGGAUUCGGAAAGUACCUCGUGCAUUUCCGGCUGCGGCCUGAAUCUGAUGAGGACCAGGCCCUUAGCGCGCUGCACUUGGACUUCCUGCCGCCCGGACCGCAGAUGACAUCCCAUGUUCCGCUGCGGAUCGCGGCAGUGCUGGGCGCCAUCGUGGGCUUCUCGGCGCUGAGCGUGAGCAGCUGGAUCUACGCCGUCAGAACCCGAUCGAAGGAGCCGCGGCCGCAUGUGGCCUAUCUGAUGCAGGCUUAUCGGCCAGAGUGCGCCAUUUGGGAGGUCGAGCGGUUGCUGCGUAAGGUGCUCCUCGCGAUGAUCGCCGCCUUGUUGCCGGUCACCCUGGCUCCGGCCCUCCAGAUGGAAGCCGUGACCUUGGUGCUCAUCACAUCCCUGGUGGCGCAUCUGUACUUUUGGCCCUACAAGGAAGAUGCUUGGAACCGAGCGGAGAUCGGGCUGCUGAUCGUGAGCCUCACCAUCACCGGGAUGACCACUUGCAUCAUCGCCAUCGACCGGCACUGGGCGAAGUCCAGCUGGAUGCAGCGAGCUCUGGUCUUUCUGAUCUGCUCCAUUGCCGGAGGAAUCUGCAUCGUCAUGAUGGUCGCCUUCUCCCUGGCCUACGUGGAGGAGCGGCGCCAGAGAGCCGAGGCCAAGAAAGCCGAGGAAGCGUGA